AUGCAACCUUCAAUCAUUCAAAGAUCUCUGGCCAAAAGCACCAUAUUACGCGCUUCUACAACGCGCCAUUGGAUACAAACACGAAAGCCCAUCAUCGCACAAUCACGAUUACGAUGUAUCUCGACGGAAGCAAAUGAUUCUAACCCUAAAAAACAAAUCCCUGAGGCGGAACCACAAAACAAUCAUUAUCGAAAAUCUCGAGAAGAUUCGUCGUCACAUGAUGAGUCAUCCAAUCUCAAGGCGAAGAUGCUCGAGGCUGCAGCGACGGCUCUUGCAUCCAUCAUUGUACUUGGAACAGGUUUUGGUUUAGGAGGUUAUCUCUAUCAUAGAUUCUACAAAUGGAUGGUUCUUCAUAAGAUGGAAAUUGCCUUUAAGCCAGGUGAUCCAGUUUUAGACCUCGCCGCUACCUCGAAACAAGUGCCUAAAAAGUAUACAGCUCAAGAUGAUGAACAUUGGAUACAUCGUGCAGAGCAAGAGAAAAUUGAUAAGAUAGUGAAUGGAGAAGAUCGUGGUCAUUACCAUUUGUUGAUUGGAGAAAAGGGUGUGGGCAAAUCUAGCAUGUUACUUGAAGCUAUGCAGAAGAUCGAUGGAGAAGGAGUUAGUAUGUUUGAAGCACAUGCGGACCCUGAGAUUUUUAGAGUCCGUUUAGGAAAAGCUCUCAAUUUUGAGUUCAAUGAGGAUUAUAUUGGAUCGUAUUUCUCUGAAAGGGGUCCUAGGGAUAGCACAGCUUUGUUGGAUAUCGAACGGGCGAUGAAUAAAUUGGAAAAGGUAGCAUUAAAGAGAAGAAGCUCAGGACGUGGACCUCUAAUUAUGAUUAUCAAUGCAGUACAUCUUCUUCGAGAUGACGAAAAUGGCAGGGAUCUACUUGAGCUUUUACAACAACGAGCUGAACAAUGGGCCGCAGCUAAUCUAGUCACCAUGGUUUUUAAUAGUGAUGACUACUGGGUUUACGAAAGAUUAAAGCUACUAGCAACCCGUAUGGAAGUCACUACUAUUCCGGAUCUUCCACGUGGAUUAGCAGUGUCUGCACUUCAAAGAUAUCGUCAGAAAUAUUAUGCUGAAACUCUUUCCUCUGAAAUCUUAAAUGAAGUUUAUAACAGAGUAGGCGGCCGUUUAACCUUUUUGAACCGAGUUGCCAAAUCUUCAAACAUGCUUGAAACUUGCGAUAAUAUCAUCGACACUGAACGACGAUGGUUCCUAAAUCAAUGUUGGAUCCUAGGAAUGGAAAUGGACGAUGAUGUAAUGGAUCAACAAAAAUAUGCCUCCGCAGCCAUGGUCCUAGCCCAAGCACUCGUCGCCGCCGAAAAAGACACACCUACCUAUAUCGACGACGGCUCCCACAAUAUCCCCGAAAUCCCCCUCCACAAAGCCCGUCAAAUCAUGACCCGAGCAGAUUUCAUCCAACAAUACGAUCACGUUAAUCUCUUUACAAUUACCUCGAAAGCCAUGGUUCGAGCGGAUUCAGUACCAAUGCAACAGGCGUUUCGAAGUAUCUGUGCUGAAGAAGGCUUUGAAGAACAUCUCGAGGCUACUUUACAGAGAAUUAAUGAUAUUGAAAGUUUAGGGAGGACGAGGGAAAUUGUGGCGAAGGAUUUGGUCUUGGGUGGGAAGUAUAAGUUUGUUAUGAGUGAUGGGGAGAAGAGGGGUUCGAAGGUUACGGAGGUUACUUUGGAGGAGAAAGAGGAGGAUGGUAGGGAUAAGUAG
This is a messenger RNA of Sclerotinia sclerotiorum 1980 UF-70, 1704 nucleotides long. RefSeq lists its product as hypothetical. The coding region runs from base 1 to 1704 and encodes 567 amino acids. The record is from RefSeq and is a predicted model, not a curated record. The transcript is spliced from 4 exons. Lineage: Eukaryota; Fungi; Ascomycota; Leotiomycetes; Helotiales; Sclerotiniaceae.